AUUUGAAUGCUAUAGCAACAAGAAACGACAUCAAAUAAAACGACAAACAAUGAAGAGGGGGAAGCAGAGAGAAAACAGAGUGUGAGAGAGGAGAGAGGAGAGAGGAGAGAGGAGGGAGGAAGAAAGAUCAGCCACCAAAGCUAAUUGAGGUUCUGUGCUCUUUUGUCUUUACAGUUUCUGUAGUAGGAGUGUGGUUGGUGCUAUUUUCCUUGAGGGUGCCUAAUAUGAGCUUCACGUCUCCAUCUGUGGGUUCUGGUGGUAGAACUGUUAGAAGGGCAUUUGAGUUUGGAAGAACCUAUGUAGUCCGACCUAAAGGCAAACACCAGGCCACCGUAGUUUGGCUACAUGGCCUUGGUGAUAAUGGCUCAAGCUGGUCCCAGCUCUUGGAAACCCUCCCUCUUCCAAAUAUUAAAUGGAUUUGUCCAACCGCUCCUACUCAACCAAUUUCAGUUUUUGGUGGUUUUCCUUCCACUGCUUGGUUUGAUGUUGGAGAACUCUCAGAAGAUGCUCCGGAUGAUAUGGAGGGCUUGGAUGCUUCAGCAGCACAUGUAGCUAAUUUGCUGUCAACGGAGCCCGAUGACAUUAAACUUGGAGUUGGAGGUUUUAGUAUGGGUGCAGCUACAGCUCUGUACUCAGCCACCUGCUUUGCUAUAAAGAAAUAUGGGAAUGGUACUCCAUAUCCAUCCAAUCUGAGUGCAGUUGUUGGACUCAGUGGAUGGCUUCCAUGUUCCAAGACCUUGAGUAAGAAGUUUGAAGAAGCAAGUGAAGCUGCAAGACGUGCUGCCUCCUUUCCACUUUUGUUAUGUCAUGGAAAAGGUGAUGAUGUGGUUCCUUAUAAGUUCGGCGAGAAAUCUUCACGAGCUCUGAGUGCAACUGGCUUUCAGGAUGUGACGUUCAAAUCCUAUAAUGGGCUUGGUCAUUACACAAUUCCUGAAGAGAUGGAUGAGGUUUGUGCUUGGCUAAAUUCAAAGUUGGGGCUGGACGGAACUCCUUCAUAGUUUGCUUCCAUGAGAAAUCUCAAGCAACAUCAAGAGGCAGAAAAUGAAGGGAAGAUGUUAGAAACAUGGAAUUUUUAGUGGUUUGCUAGCGAGUUAUGACCUAUAUGUUCUUUAAGGCUUGUUAUUGUUUGGCUGGUUGGAUAAAAUCCAUAUUCAUAUGUAAUAGGAUAUUCAUUAUUUGGAUCAUGAAACAUGCCGUUUGAACGUAGCUGGUCACUGCUUUGUUUUC
Messenger RNA from Rosa rugosa (rugosa rose), 1227 nucleotides. RefSeq lists its product as uncharacterized. Gene Ontology annotation, molecular function: hydrolase activity. NCBI's taxonomy places the organism in Eukaryota, Viridiplantae, Streptophyta, Magnoliopsida, Rosales, Rosaceae. The transcript has 10 exons. The record is from RefSeq and is a predicted model, not a curated record. Bases 225 to 998 code for a protein of 257 amino acids.